CCCUCUCUCUCUUUCACACAUUUUCUUUCUCCUACGUACAUACUCUCGAUAUGGGUGCUUCACAUUACGAAAACAACGGCUUUGGUACGCGUGCUAUCCACGCUGGCCAAGAGCCUGACCCAACCACUGGCGCCGUCAUCCCGCCCAUCUCCUUGUCGACCACUUUCAAGCAGUCCGCUGCUGGUAUGCACAACGGCUAUGAUUAUUCGCGUUCUGGCAACCCAAGCAGAGUCAACUUUGAAACUGCUGUUGCCUCGUUGGAAAAGGGAACACACGGCGUUGCAUUUUCUUCUGGCUCAGCGGUGACUGCCACCAUCUUGAGCAUGGUUGGCGCCGGCUCCCAUGUUUUGUCUGUCAAUGACGUCUAUGGUGGUACAUAUCGGUACUUCACCAAAGUGGCACCUGUCAACGGCAUCGAGACCAGCUUUCUCGAUUUGAAGGAAGCUUCUGCUAUCAAGGCUGCCCUGAAACCUAACACAAAGCUUGUCUGGAUUGAAUCGCCGACGAACCCGACGUUGCGUCUCGCUGACAUCCAAGCUAUUGCCCAGUACACCCACGCCCAUGGUGCUCUGCUCGUGGUCGACAACACCUUCAUGAGCCCAUACUUCCAAAACCCAUUGCUGCUGGGUGCUGAUAUUGUUGUGCACUCGGUUACCAAGUACAUCAACGGUCACUCGGACGUUGUCAUGGGUGUUGCUGUCACCAACAGCGACGAAAUCCACCAGAAACUGACCUUCCUCCAAAACUCUCUCGGUGCCGUUCCCUCUGCCUUUGACUGCUACCUUGCUCGUCGUGGUAUCAUGACUCUAGAAGUUCGUAUGCAGCGACACGAACAGAACGCCUUGGCUGUUGCACGCUUCUUGCAGAAUCAUCCUAAAGUCACGGAAGUCAUCUAUCCGGGUUUGGAGUCGCAUCCACAGCACGAGCUCGCCAAAACCCAACAAAAGGGUUUCGGUGGCAUGGUGUCCUUCCGUGUGGAAGGAACGUUGGAUAACGUCAAUAAAAUGCUUGGUGGCUUACAUAUCAUCACACUGGCCGAGUCUUUGGGUGGCGUCGAAUCUCUCAUUGAAGUUCCUGCUAUCAUGACCCAUGCCAGCUUGAGCCCUGAGCAGCGUGCUUCCUUGGGUAUUACCGACACCUUGAUCCGCGUGUCUAUUGGCAUCGAAAACCAAGACGACCUUAUCCAAGACAUUGACAACGCAUUGAAUACCGCAUAUUAAAUAGCAUGACACACCUUUUGUAAUUAGUAAUAAAAUUGUGUAUAGACAAAGU
Messenger RNA from Zychaea mexicana, 1272 nucleotides. RefSeq names its product Cys/Met metabolism PLP-dependent enzyme-domain-containing protein. The transcript is spliced from 3 exons. Gene Ontology annotation, cellular component: cytoplasm. NCBI's taxonomy places the organism in Eukaryota, Fungi, Mucoromycota, Mucoromycetes, Mucorales, Lichtheimiaceae. Gene Ontology annotation, molecular function: cystathionine gamma-lyase activity; pyridoxal phosphate binding. Bases 51 to 1220 code for a protein of 389 amino acids. Gene Ontology annotation, biological process: transsulfuration. The record is from RefSeq and is a predicted model, not a curated record.